Messenger RNA from Syngnathoides biaculeatus (alligator pipefish), 1536 nucleotides. It is a transcript of the gene nelfe, whose product is annotated as negative elongation factor complex member E. Gene Ontology annotation, cellular component: NELF complex. Bases 152 to 1291 code for a protein of 379 amino acids. NCBI's taxonomy places the organism in Eukaryota, Metazoa, Chordata, Actinopteri, Syngnathiformes, Syngnathidae. The record is from RefSeq and is a predicted model, not a curated record. The transcript is spliced from 11 exons. Gene Ontology annotation, biological process: negative regulation of transcription elongation by RNA polymerase II. Gene Ontology annotation, molecular function: RNA binding.
AUAUUAUACAAAUGCCAGAUACAAAACAGGUACGAUUUGGGGAUUUUUGCUUUUCUCCUUUCUUCUGAAUGACCGUCGCCAUUUAACGUCAUAUUUAUGCGACUUUGUUUUUGAUGAGCGUUUGCUUUAAUUUUGUGGAGCCACUUCCAUCAUGGUGGUCUUUCCAGCUUCGCUGACGGAGGAAGAAGAGGCUUUGCAAAAGAAGUAUGCUAAGCUCAAGAAAAAGAAAAAGGCAUUGCUUGCACUUAAGAAACAGAACACGACCAAUCAAACCAACCCGAGUGGAUUAAAACGGACACUGUCAGACCAGCCUGUUGUUGAUACAGCGACUGCAACUGAGCAAGCGAAGAUGUUGAUCAAGUCGGGGGCUAUCAGUGCUAUCAAAUCAGAGAAUAAGAACUCAGGUUUUAAACGUUCGCGUAUGCUGGAGAUUAAACUCAAGGACCCUGAAAAAGGCCCAGUUCCAGCAUUCUUGCCUUUUCAAAGGAGCGUUUCAACAGAUGAAGAGCAACCUGAGUCUGGAAGGAGGUCCCACAGGAAGUCGCUGUAUGAGAGCUUUGUCAGUUCAAGUGACAGAUACCGUGAUGAGGACGACGGGGGAGGAAUGUCCUCCAUCCGAGAGAUGGACAGAGACCGAGAGCGGGACAGAGAGCGAGAUCGAGAGAGGGACCGUGACAGGGAGCGUGACCGUGACAGAGAGCGAGAACGGGAUCGGGAGCGUGAGCGAGAUAGAGAUCGAGAACGGGAGAGUGACAGAGACCGGGACAGGGAUCGAGAUCGGGAUCGGGACAGGGAUCGAGAUAGGGUGAGAGAGCGGGAUAGAGAAAAGGACAGGGAGAGAGACCGGAGCAGAGACCGGAGCAGUGAGCUGGAACGAGACCAUGAGACAGACAGAGAGCGUGAUGGGACAUUCAGACGGUCGGAUUCAUAUCCUGAGCGCAGAGUCAGAAAAGGGAACACGGUGUAUGUUUAUGGCUCAGGGUUGUCUGAGGACAGCAUGCGCUCAGCUUUCUCUCAACAUGGCAACAUUAUCGACCUUUCCAUGGAUAACCCGCGCAAUUGUGCAUUCAUUACAUUUGAGAAGAUGGAGUCUGCAGACCAGGCAGUAGCUGAGCUGAAUGGGAACACAGUGGGAGACGUUCACAUCAAAGUCAGCAUUGCCAGGAAGCAACCCAUGUUGGAUGCUGCCACAGGCAAAUCUGUGUGGGCUUCUCUGGCUGUGCAGAACAGCACCAAAGGCUCUUACAGGGACAAGAGGAACCAGGUUGUGUACAGUGAAGAUUUCCUGUAGUAAAACAGUCACUGUUAUUAUUAUUUCUUAGGUUUCUAUCUUGCCUUCAUAUUUUUUUCAUCUCUAUGAUCUGGGAGCUAUCAUUGGAUUACAGAUUACAUUAUUUUUCAUCUCUCAGUUAUAGUUUUUGUAGUUGUAGUUUUUCACAAUUUAAGCAUGAAUUCCUGAUCUUGGGUGGGUUAAUUUCAGGCUUGAUUUAAUUCUGCCUUUCCAAAAGUGAGGUAAUAAAGGUGAUUUUUUUAAAA